This is a messenger RNA of Daphnia pulicaria, 5258 nucleotides long. Its product is annotated as solute carrier family 2, facilitated glucose transporter member 10-like. Gene Ontology annotation, molecular function: transmembrane transporter activity. Lineage: Eukaryota; Metazoa; Arthropoda; Branchiopoda; Diplostraca; Daphniidae. The transcript has 4 exons. The record is from RefSeq and is a predicted model, not a curated record. The coding region runs from base 2955 to 4706 and encodes 583 amino acids. Gene Ontology annotation, cellular component: membrane. Gene Ontology annotation, biological process: transmembrane transport.
UCGAUUGAAGAUGGAAAAAAAUAAGGGAGCGGACAACACGCAAGAGCAGCUGUAAAAUAUUGUCGGAACGGAAGGAAAAUCGUCGGAGCCUUCUGCACUCACACAAGACACCAACAAAAAAAAAAGGAACUGGUGCGACUGCUGUAGCGCCAGUAUAUAUAGCAGCUAGAUAGCGUAAAUAUAGCAACUCCACAGGGCAAGAGUUAACAAACAACAGGACGAGGCAGCAAUCGCCCCAGGACGUGCGACAAUAACACCUGGAGGUACCGAAACGAGUCAUCAGCCAGGAGCUAGAGGUCGUCUGCUGGCACCACACAGCACGGCACUUAUUUAUUAUUAUUAAGGAACCAACGAAACGAACGAACAAAAAAUAGCUGAUAAUAACCAAACAAUUUUUUUUUUUUUUUUCAAUUUGAUUUCUCGUUAUGGCUCUGCUCACAGACUCUCAUUUGGAUUUCCAUUGGUUAUCAAGUCUUGUCUAAUUUUUCUUGUUUCAUUUUUUUCCUUUUCUCCCACCGUCACUUUCCCACACACCUCGACGGGUGUCAUUGAAGCGUCGUCAUCACGAGCUAAUUCACUUAGGAGGUUUUCGCCUUGACUGAAGCCCCGUCAACUAUACACACCUGCGCACAAGGAUGAUCGUUAAAUUCUUUGAAAUGUGUAUGCUCAACUCGACUUCACCUUUUCACUCUCGAAAGAAAAAGUGAAAAGAAGAAGAAGAGUCUCACUCCAGGAAUGAUUAUAUUACUCCGCUGGAUUAUUGCGAACCUUUUUCUUUGAAUUGAAUAAUUUACUUUUUUCUUAAUAACGAGACUUCUUUAGUGUGCAUAUAACUGUCUUUAGAGUUCUUCCUCAGUAGCUCAACAAAUUUUGUCAAAGAAAAAUGAAAGUUUGUCGCGCCUGAUUCGCCGUGAAUUUACUACCACCUACCAGUGAGCAGCAGCAGCAGCACUGCCGGUCUUGAAUGAGCUCAUUCCACUUAUCCUUGUCCGCCAUCCCGUCGUUCGGCAGCUCCGUUUACGAGCGUCAUUUACAGUAAAUCACGCAGUUCCAGUAUAUUCUCUGCGUGCCAUACGAAACCGGGUGCUGCGGAAGACGGAACCGCCCGACUGGCGACGCUUUCAGGGGCUCUGAUUGUCCUCGAUUAUUCACGUUUGAACGAGCCAUUUAAGUGCCGACAACCCUCCCGUUUCCCCCUUAUUUUUUCGUUUUCUUUUUCUCAUCAUCAUCAACGCUUUCACUCGGUCGGAAAGAAGAUUCGAAAAUUGUUCAAAUUUUCAUUUUGAAUUAUUUUUUGACUCCCGGCUCCUGAUGGCUCCUCGCCGCAUGGUUGACUCCAUCUCCUCUGAAUUCUCUCAUCCCGGCGUGCGAAAAAAUGGAAAAAUAGUCGACAGGAGAAAAUUUAUUUUCUAAAAGUUAUGUACAUUCAUCUGUCGUCCGAACUCGAAUUGAUUGAUGGACGCGUUCUUAAUUUGUUUUGAUAUAGGCGGCGGUUGUUUUUCUUUUCUUUUCAUUCUGUGUCCAACUUUCUCCUCUGGGUCUUUAAAUCGCAAUCAACGAUUUGAUUGUCCGUUGAAUCACGACCGAUAUCCAUGCGAUCGGGUCCCGUUUAGCGAUUUCCCCGUUGGCCACGAUUGCAAUUGAUUAGCCCGUUAUUGUUUUUCGUGACAGAACCGAGGUGGGGAGGUGGGCAAUAUAAAGAAUAAGGAAAAACAACAGACAGAAAGACAAGCUGAAAUUCACAAGUUUGAUGGGUCGAUUUAUAAUAGCGGGACGAUGACGAGUGUUAAAGAAAAACAGCAGAGAGAGAUCACAGGUGGUGGUGUUGGUGGGGGAAAAGAGUUGCGGGCAGUUGCCAACUUUCGCGCCCGCAGAGAUAUUAGAACGAAUGGAAAACAACAACCGCUAAUCCGUUAUUACCUAGACACACAUGUGUUUAGCGGUUAGAGGGCCGAAUAGCCAAAAAAGAACCGGACUGGCCGAUUUCUCAAUUCAUUUGAAAAUGGCGCCGGAGAAAAUUCAUGAGCAAUAUUGCACGCGAGAGUCUGGGCCGGGAGAAAAUCACGACGUCUAAACCACCCAAUUGAAGAAAUCGCGUUCGGGAAAGUGAUGCUCGUCAUUCAAAUAACACGAUAUCUUCGGGAGUUGCAGGUGAAAUUGGCAGGAAUCAGGCGCCCGCAAAUGUGAAAUGCGACUUGGUUUUCGUUUCUUUCCAGGUAAAAAGGGAAACAAAUCUACGUCAUCGUGUCUAAAGUUCAGGUGGAAAGGUUGUGGAGUAGAGAGGGCAAAUGGCGAGACAAGAAUAUUGUCGAUCAACCGCUCCCGCACUACGCUUUACAUGUAACGCGUUCGUGAAUACUUUUGCGCAAUCAGGUGGGGGAGGCCCGCCCGGGUUUUUUGUUGUUUUUUUUUUUUUUCUAUUCUCGGAUCACUGUUGUUUUUCUGUGUCUCUUUUUUUCGAAAAUAGUUCUUUUGGAAUGGGCGAAGGUCGUUGGCACGCAAUAGAGCCAUCGCCUGAGCGCCAGCCACUCUCGAUCGCCCGCUCAAUUACGCAUUCCGAUAAUUUUUCGCUUUCCCAUAGCGGCGCCGAAACCUUCGUGAGGCGCACACGAGGCUUCGUUCUUUUUUUUCUGAUUUUUUUUUUCCAACAGCCCAUCGUAAAGAUUGUAAUAAUGAAUCUAUUUUGGUUCAGUAUUUAUUUUCAAGGACAUCUAGCCGCAUCUAGCGGUGAUAGCGGCAGACUUGCACGACAACACGCGAGUCUCUUGUUUUUCUUCUGCUUGGAAAUCACGGAUGCCGAUUUAUGGCUUUCUUCAACGGCUGGAUUACGGCCACACAUAAUUGGCGUAUCUAUAAAAACGAGACCUCCCUAGUAUUUACGUGGUCGACUUUCUUAUUAUUUGGUUUUUCUUUCUUUCUUUUUCUUGGGGGCUGUUUGCUUUCGAAACUAGACCAUGUGUGACAAUGAAGAAGACGCCAGCACUGUUUUGAUGUUGACAGCUGGAGGACAAGAAAGCCUGUUGAACGACGACGACGAACAAACGACCGACAAUCAACAGCAACGGUUCUCGCACAAUGGGCCGGCAAACUCCACGCCGAAUUCGAAUGUAUUUCUAUUCUGUUCGGCCUCUAUGGCAGCCUUGGGUGGCCUGCUGUUUGGCUACGACAUUGGAAUCAUUUCAACUGCCCUGCCUCAAAUCAAAGCAGGGUUCUCGCUGACUUGCUUUCAGCAGGAAAUGGUGGUCAGCCUCAUGUUGGUCGGAGCCCUAGUUGCAUCACUGGUUGGAGGUUCCUUCAUUGAUAAAAUUGGCAGCAGAAUGUCCAUCAUCCUAAACGCUGUAGUAUUUAUAGCAGGUGCAAUUUUACUUGCACUUUCUCCCAGCUAUGGCUGGCUGCUGGUGGGAAGAUUUAUUGUGGGCUUCGCUGUGGCCUUGUCAGCAGUCAGUGAGUGCAUCUACAUAUCAGAAAUAUCCACUCCGCACAACCGAGGUAUGCUGGUAUCGCUGAAUGAACUUGCCAUCACCGUCGGAUUCCUAGUGGCGUACAUAGUCGGCCUGGUAUUCAUCAACAGGCCGGAUGGCUGGAGGUUCAUGUUUGGCCUGAGCGCCGUGCCAGCGGCCGGCCAAUUAUUUGGCAUGAUACAAUUGCCCAACAGUCCGCAUUUUUUGGUGUUGAAGCAUCGCGAUCAAGAGGCCGAGGCUGCCGUUAAGAAUUUGCGUCAAUUGAAGAAUCCCGACCAAGUCCGACAAGAGCUGACCCACAUCCGUUUAUCGCUGGAGGCCGGUCGUUCGCAGAGUUGCUGGUCCUUGUGUUCCAGCGCCGAUGGCUUGCGCGCUUCCAUGAUAAUCGCCUUUGGAUUGGUAAUGGGACAGCAAUUGACCGGCCAGCCGAACGUUCUCAACUACGCUUCAACCAUUUUCCAACAAGUUGGUUUUUGCGGUCGUGAUCCGGUCAGUGUCGGUGCUACGUUCCCAACCGUCGGCCUUGGAAUCGUCAAGUUGGCGGCCACGGUGGUUUCAUUAUUGUUGGUCGAUCGCAUGGGCAGGAGGAAAACCUUGCUACUGGGCGCACUCAUCAUGGCGGCCAGCCUGAUUUGUCUCAGUGUCUUCGCCUUUGUCCAGCAGCAAGGUAGCGACACGAUGAGACCCACCUGCACGGACGACCAGCCUUCGAAUUAUUCAUCGAACGUCACAUCCCCACUGACCGACGAUUGCGGUUCAUCGUCCCACGUCAAUCCGGCACUGCGCUACAUGGCCUUAGCUGCGUUAAUGGCCUACGUGGCGGCCUACUCGUUCAGCUUCGGACCCGUCACUUGGCUCCUGUUGAGCGAGAUAUUCCCGGCCGCCAUCAAGGGUCGAGCCAUGGCCGUUUCGACUUCAGUCAACUGGGCCGUCAAUCUAGUCAUUUCGGCCACUUUCCUCCGCACCGUCCAGCUCCUGUCACUGGGCGGCGUGUUUGUCGGCUACGCCGUUCUCACAUUCUUGUCGAUUGUGUUCAUUUUCCUGGCCGUUCCCGAGACGAGAAACAAGACGCUUCAUCGAAUCACCAAGGAACUGCAGACGACCACCUUCACCGGCCGCAUGGUCCAGCACGCACGGCAAUUUCCCUGCUUCAAUAACUCCGCCUGGCUGCUGAAACUCGGCGGCAAUUACUCCCAGCUGGCCAAUAAUAGUCAAGAAGUCGUUAUGGAGACUCUCAUCUCAUGAAAAUUGGCCCAUUCCCCACAUCGCUCGCUAACUGUGAUUUUGGGUUUUCCCAUCCAAUAACAAAUCAAAUAAGGUAAAUUACGUAAUUUUUUAAAAGAUGGCGCUUCAUCGUGGAAACUUUUGCUCACUCCACGGGACCGUAUCCAAGAUCUGUUUCAAGAUAAUUUUUCGUUCCAACUACUUCUUUUUCUUCUUCUUUUCUUUCAUUCUCUUGUCAUUAUUCUCCGCCAAGAUUCAUUUCCGCCGCUUAAAUGCCGUGGAGCUGUGGAAUUUCGUACAGGGGGGGCAAGCCAACUAUUUCGUGUGCGUGGUUUCGUGCCUCUCGUUCACAAAUAGCCACCAAUGUCCUUUCUAUUUCUUUUCUUUUUUUUACAAAUUUCUUUUUUUAAAUUUUUGUAUUUUUAUUUUCCGAUUUAGCCAUGUUGUGUGCUGCUAUCUAGUGGCGAUUCUGUCUACUCUGUGAAUGUGACGUCACAUUUUGUAAUAGGUCGAGGUGAUUGCGAUCAUUGUACCGCAAAAAAAAAGAAAAGAAAAGAAAUGUUUUGUUUUAUA